CAGGGGCGAAAACCUCCCGGUGCUUGGGGAAGGGAGGGCUGAGAUUCCCCCGAAGGUUGUGGGUCCCAGGGGACCCCACGUCAUUGCCUUUCCAAGGAGUGUCACGUCGGGGAGCACAGGCCAGCCCUGGGGAGCAGUGAGGCCUGAAUGGAAGUUGCUAGUGACUGAUAGCGUUGCGGGGUGUAAGGGCGCUGAGGCCGUCACUCCUUGAGCGAGCUGCUUCCGGUCCUACCCCGGCAGGGGUGUGUAGGAAUAACCCAGCUUUGAUCUGGUGUAGGGAGUCCUGGGCACUGGGAUCCCAGGGUUUCUGCUCUGAGCUAAACUCCUAAGGCCCCUGGAAGAGGGCAAAACUCAGCAGAAACACAGGAGCCAACUGAGAAAAGGAAUAUUGAGUUCUUGGCUGAGGGUAAGCAUCCUAAGGGCCUUGACCCUAAGAGACGGUUACCUUUGGGGUGAGGACAGAAUUUUUGUGAGGCUGGAGCAGGGGUGGGGCCUGGGAGAAGCAGCUGGAGAAAUGAACACAGGCAUACCAUUUUAGGCCUUGAUCUGACUGUGCCUAAAAGUGGUGGGGAGGCCCCAUUGAGCAGUUUUAAGCAGGGGAAUGUCUUGGGUAAACGGGAGGUUAAAAAGCUCAAGUGAAAUCACCUGCUGUGCCUUCCAGAGUGACUUGUCUAAUGCUUCAAUUCUCAAGUUCUGUGUGCAUUCAAACUUUAAACCCUUAUUCAUGUCUCUCCAGGUAAAUAGGUACCUGGGUAAAUAGGUACCUACAGAUUGAAAUAUCCUUACCACUGUCAGUGGUUCUCCGAGCUCAGAAGGUGGAACCCUAGCCCCUCAGGUGCCAAAGCCUCACUCCCCAUAUCAGCCAGCCUGGUUGAUUUUGACUUAAUAUAUGUGACACCUGUCUGUUUUUCUACCUUUAUUUCGGUCAUGCAAGGCCCUGCAGUUGUCUCCCAGACCCCCCACUGUAGCAUUGUCUGUAGCCAGUCCUUGAGCCUUUCAGUUCCUUUUCCAGCCAGACUUGCUAUUUUCUCUUCCAAGAAAGGGUCACUUCCCGCUUGUCCCCUGCCUGAUCUUCUGGCUAAUCAUGAACAUAUCUUCAAGGUGACCUCCCCUGGCACUGGUAGGCUGUAGAGUAGAGUAGAGCAGGACCUCUCAGCCUGGGCACUGGUGACACUUUGGAUCAGAUCAUUCGGUGAGUGAAGGGUUGGUGCAUUUGUGCAUGGUAGGAUGUUCAGCAGUAUCCCCAGUCUCCACUCCUAGGCACCAAUAGUCGGUGCCCAGUGUGACAACCAAAAAAUGUCUGCAAAUUACUUCUCAGCCUUUAGCUAAUGUCAGGUGUACAGUGUGUCUGCAGCUGUUGCUAAAUACCUGAUGGUGGGGAAGCUGCUCCCUUGCUAACAGCCACUGGAGUAGGCGUUUCCAUUUUCUUUUUUUCUAUCCCUUCCCCCACCCAUUUUAUUUUAAAGCAACUAUAUAUUCUUUCCUGGAAUUUACCAAAAUUACAAUUUUGUAGUUAACCUGUGUGAUGUUUUUAAUGUCUGCCUAAUCCAUAAGAGCAGAGUCUGUGCUUGUUUUAUUCACUACUGUAGCAUAUUGUUCUUUGGUUUAUUAUCAGUUCUCAACACAUGUUCAUAAAAUAUUGAUUAAGAUUGCUAGGACUGGUAUGAGGGGCAAUUACUAUCACUUCAGGUUAACAGAUCACACUGGUGGGGAACAUUUGCAAAAUCUUUAGAAAAUGAAAUCCACAGAAUUUGGAGAUAGAAUUUGUGUGAAACUAAGAAGGGAAAGCUGUGCACUCCUUGGUCUGGCCUGGGGGACGGACAGAGGAUGGUAAUAGUCAUCCAGGGAACCUGAAGAGGUAGCAAGAGUGGAGGUACCCAUGGCCAGAGGCAUCUUCUCAGCCAGAAGGCAUCUGAGGGUCCAUUUCUGGAGACAUCUGGGUUGGUCUGGGUGUAUGAGUUCUGUUGCGUGUGUACGGGAUACAUGAGCUGCCCUAAAAGCAGGUGAGUAGUCAUGUGGAAGGAGCUGCUGGACAAGCCUCAGAAAGUACCAGUAUGCAGGAGAGACUGAGGAAAGGGGAGGAGAAAAAUUAGAACAUAUAUCUUAGAAGAGAGGAAAAGAGGGUUUCCUUGGCCUAAAUUCAUGUCUUUAUUGUAGCCAGACUUCAUACCCUUGAUACCUGUCUCCUCUCCUCCCCAGGACGUGAUGUGUUGCUGCUGGGCUGGCGCUAAGUCUAGACUUCCAUACACUGGGAGAGGCUCCAGCCACCCAGAAACAGGCCCAAGGUCUUCAGCCUAAGCCUCUGCCAUUAAAGUUGGGGCUGCCUCUUAGUUCUCUCCAUCCAUAAUGAAUAUGCGCACAUCUUAUUAAGACCCCUGGAAAUCAGGAUCAUGCUGUCACCCCAAGGCGAGGGGCCGGAUGUCCUGGUGUACAGCUUGGAUUUUGGUGGACAUCUGCGGAUGAUGAAGCGAGUGCAGAACCUGCUUGGCCACUACCUUAUCCAUGGGUUCCGGGUACGACCAGAGCCCAACGGAGACAUUGACACAGAGGCUAUGGUGGCUGUGUUUGGGAGCAAGGGACUUCGGAUUGUGAAAAUUAGCUGGGGGCAGGGCCGCUUCCGGGAGCUCUGGCGCUCUGGCCUAUGGAACAUGUCUGAUUGGAUCUGGGAUGCACGUUGGCUUGAGGGAAACAUGGCCUUGGCCCUGGGCCACAACUCAGUGGUGCUAUAUGACCCUGUGGUAGGGUGUAUCAUGCAGGAAGUGCCCUGCACAGACAGAUGCACCCUCUCCUCAGCCUGUCUGAUCGGAGACACCUGGAAGGAGUUAACCAUAGUAGCAGGUGCUGUUUCCAAUCAGCUGCUGGUCUGGUACCCAGCAACCGGUUUAACAGACAAGCCUGUGGCCCCUGACCGGAGAGUCAGUGGGCAUGUGGGUGUCAUCUUCAGCAUGUCAUACCUGGAAAGUAAGGGCUUGCUGGCCACAGCUUCCGAAGAUCGAAGUGUUCGCAUCUGGAAGGUGGGUGACCUACGAGUGCCUGGGGGUCGGGUGCAGAAUAUUGGGCACUGUUUUGGGCACAGUGCCCGUGUGUGGCAGGUCAAGCUCCUAGAGAAUUACCUUAUCAGUGCAGGAGAGGACUGUGUCUGCUUGGUAUGGAGCCAUGAAGGUGAGAUUCUCCAGGCCUUCCGGGGCCACCAAGGCCGCGGGAUCCGGGCCAUAGCUGCGCAUGACAGACAGGCCUGGGUGAUCACUGGGGGUGAUGACUCAGGCAUCCGUCUGUGGCAUCUGGUAGGACGUGGAUAUCCAGGUUCAGGGGUAUCUGCUCUCUGCUUCAAAUCCCGUAGCAGGCCAGGUACCCUCAAGGCUGUGACACUGGCUGGCUCAUGGCGACUUCUGGCUGUGACUGACACAGGCUCCUUGUACCUCUAUGAUCUUGAGGUCAAAUGCUGGGAACAGCUGCUCGAGGACAAGCGCUUUCAGUCCUACUGCCUCCUAGAGGCAGCCCCUGGUCCUGAGGGAUUUGGACUGUGUGCCAUGGCCAGUGGGGAGGGGCGUGUCAAGGUUGUCCCCAUCAACACUCCAACUGCAGCUGUGGACCUGACCCUUUUCCACGGCAAGGUGCACAGCCUGAGUUGGGCCCUGCGUGGUUACGAGGAACUUCUUUUGCUGGCAUCAGGCCCCGGUGGGGUGGUGGCUUGCCUGGAGAUCUCAGCUGCACCCUCUGGCAAGGCCAUCUUUGUCAAGGAACGUUGCCGGUACCUGCUUCCUCCAAGCAAGCAGAGAUGGCACACCUGCAGUGCCUUCCUACCCCCUGGUGACUUCUUGGUAUGUGGGGACCGCCGGGGCUCUGUGUUGUUGUUCCCCACCAGACCGGGACUGCUCAAGGACCUUGGAAUUGGCGGCAAAGCUGGGGCUGGUGCUGGAGCACCUGGAGUGGGUAGUGGUAGUGGUGAGGGUGAGGAUGCCGUGGCUGAGUGGGGCCCUGUAUCCACCCUUCCUUCUCUGCAUGGGAAGCAGGGUGUUACCUCGGUCACCUGCCACAGUGGCUACGUCUACACUACAGGUCGUGAUGGCACCUACUACCAGCUGUUUGUGCGAAGCGGCCAGCUCCACCCAGUCCUAAGGCAGAAGUCCUGUCGCGGCAUGAACUGGGUGGCUGGGCUCCGCAUUAUGGCUGAUGGGAGCAUGGUCAUCUUGGGUUUUCAUGCCAAUGAAUUUGUUGUGUGGAGUCCCAGAUCGCAUGAAAAGCUACACAUCAUCAACUGUGGUGGAGGGCAUCGGUCCUGGGCCUUCUCUGAUACUGAAGCAACUAUGGCCUUUGCCUACCUCAAGGAUGGGGACGUCAUGUUGUACCGGGCUCUGGGUGGCUGCACCCGACCACAUGUGAUUCUCCGGGAGAGUUUGCAUGGUCGCGAGAUCACUUGUGUAAAGCGUGUGGGCACCAUCACCCUGGGGCCUGAGUAUGGGGUGCCCAACUUCAUGCAGCCUGACCAGUUGGAGCCUGGCAGCGAAGGACCCGGCCUGACUGACAUUGUGAUCACGUGCAGUGAGGACACCACUGUCUGUGUCCUGGCGCUCCCCACAGCCACUGGCUCAGCUCAUGCGCUUACAGCUGUUUGUAACCAUAUUUCUUCUGUGCGUGCGCUGGCUGUGUGGGGUGUUGGCACCCUAGGUGGCUCUCAGGAUCCUCGACCAGGCCUUACUGCUCAUGUGGUAUCUGCUGGGGGCCGGGCUGAGAUGCACUGCUUCAGCAUCAUGGUCACUCCAGACCCCUGCACCCCAAGCCGUCUCGCCUGCCAUGUCAUGCACCUGUCAUCCCACCGGCUAGAUGAAUACUGGGACCGGCAGCGCAAUCGACACCGGAUGGUCAAGGUGGACCCAGAGACCAGGUACAUGUCCCUAGCAGUUUGUGAGCUCGACAGGCCCGGCCUUGGCCCCCUUGUGGCUGCUGCCUGCAGUGAUGGAGCGGUGAGGCUCUUUCUUUUACAGGACUCUGGACGUCGGCUGCAGCUUCUAGCUGAAACCUUCCACCACAAGCGGUGUGUCCUCAAGGUCCACUCCUUUACUCACGAAGCACCCAACCAACGGCGGAGGCUGUUCCUGUGCAGUGCAGCCACUGAUGGCAGCUUGGCCUUCUGGGAUCUCACCACUAUACUGGAUCAUAGCUCCACUGCCUUGGAGCCUCCAGCUGAUCCUGGACUUCCCUAUCAGCUGGGCACCCCAUGCCUGACCCUCCAGGCUCACAGCUGUGGUGUCAACAGCCUGCAUUCCUUGCCCACACGUGAGGGCCAUCUCAUAGCCAGUGGCAGUGAAGAUGGCUCCCUUCAUAUCUUUGUGCUUGCUGUGGAGAUGCCAGAGCUGGAAGAGGCUGUCGGAGGUGCUGAGCUGCUGCCCCACUUGCAUGUGCUAGAGGAAUACUCUGUCCCCUGUGCACAUGCUGCCCAUGUGACAGGCCUCAAGAUCCUAAGUCCAAGCCUCAUGGUUUCAGCCUCCAUUGAUCAACGACUGACCUUCUGGCGUCUGGGGCAUGGUGAACCCACCUUCAUGAACAGUACAGUGUACCAUGUACCAGACGUGGCUGACAUGGACUGCUGGCCUGUGAGCCCUGAGUUUGGCCACCGCUGUGCUCUUGGGGGCCAGGGGCUUGAGGUUUACAAUUGGUAUGACUGAGGUAUCCCGUGGCAGCUGGCAUCCUGGGCAUGGGGCCUGCUUGUGGACAGAGGGGAGCAGGAGUAACUGUGCCUCUGCCCAUCAUGCCUUAACGGGAAGGGGCAGCUGCAGGCCCUUGGUUUUUCAGAGCAGGAGCUGGAGGUGAGUAGAGUGCUACCCGGCCAACCAAGAAGAUGCCCCAUCCCCUAGGUAGGACAAAGCUUUGAAACAGAAGCAGUUUAUUUUGGUUCCAGGUCCCUAGCAAAAUCUGUGGGCUUUUAAAAUUCUCCCUCAGUUGAUGACUUUGUGGCCACUCCCAGAUACUGGGGCCUCUGGGGCCUUAGAUGUGGCUCAGUGGGGGCAGACCCAGCAGGGCCAGGCCAGUGUGCAGCACUUCACGCACAGCCUGCAGAAGCUGCAGACGGGCAAACAUCUGACCAAACAGGUGUGGUUGAGGCUCCUGGAGGAGAAAAGUGUCCCACUGGUCCAUCCUCUGCCUCCCCCCCCCCCCGUGCUGCCCCCUCCCCCCGCCCCCCCCCCCCCCCGUGCGCCUCCCCCCCCCAUUGUGUGCUGCUUACCCCUAGGAUGUGUACACGGUUAUAGUAUGAGCUGAAGUCCAUGCUGAGCUGCACCAAGAACUUGCACACCUAGAGACAGAAACCGAGUCACUGGCCUGUCUUUUGUUGUUGUUUCCCAAACCAUAAUAAAGACUCGAGUG
Messenger RNA from Condylura cristata (star-nosed mole), 6363 nucleotides. It is a transcript of the gene WDR6, whose product is annotated as WD repeat domain 6. Gene Ontology annotation, biological process: tRNA methylation. Lineage: Eukaryota; Metazoa; Chordata; Mammalia; Eulipotyphla; Talpidae. The coding region runs from base 2391 to 5666 and encodes 1091 amino acids. The record is from RefSeq and is a predicted model, not a curated record. The transcript has 6 exons. Gene Ontology annotation, cellular component: cytoplasm. Gene Ontology annotation, molecular function: protein binding.